Molecule: messenger RNA, 1683 nt
Organism: Sphenostylis stenocarpa
Lineage: Eukaryota; Viridiplantae; Streptophyta; Magnoliopsida; Fabales; Fabaceae
Source: the annotation of a GenBank genome assembly
AUGAUGGGUAUUGGAUCAUUCAAUUCAAUGGAGUCUGCGGUUGAAACGUCAGCGUUUUGUCUCGGUCAACACCUUUCACAGUCAACCAUAGCCACCUUGAUCGCUGCUUCGCCUCUUUCAUGGCCAACAAUAAUCAACAUGUCUAGGACACUCCUAAUGAGAAUGGAUAUUUCCAUUGGUGAAGGGGAGGCCUUACUUAAUCCCCGCCCAUUUAAGGUUCAUAGUAAAAUCUGCACAGAACUUGCAAAAUUUGUAGAUAGAAUCUCAAGAAAAGUUCCAGACAUAGAGGCGGCACGGCCAGGAUUCUCAUCAGGAAUCGAGUCUCUGUGUUUGCUGAACAAUGCAAUUGAAAAAGCCAAACUACUUUUGCAGCAUUGCUCUGAAUGUAGCAAACUCUACCUGGCUGUGACAGGGGAUACAGUACUCUCAAGAUGCCUAAAGGCAACAAGACUAUUAGAGAAAAGCUUAAUCCAAAUUCAGAAUAUGGUUCCAGUUAUUUUGGCUGUAGAGGUUUCUAGAAUAAUACAUGAUCUUGAGUGUACGAGAUUUGUUCUGGACCCUGAUGAAGAAGAGGCUGGGAGGGUUGUGAGAGAGUUGCUUACUUCAACCUCAGAUUCAAACGAUGAUUCUGAAGUUAAAGCUCUCCAGUCUGCAGCAUCUCGACUGAAAAUAACAUCCCCAAAGGCCAUCGUAACAGAGCAACGAUCUAUUAAGAAGCUGCUUGAUAAACUUGGACCAAAUGACCUGACAAAGAAGAAGAUACUGAGAUAUCUUCUGCAUCUACUGAAAAAACAUGCAAAGCUCAUGGUGGAAGAACAUGUGGAGAGGGUUCCCGAAGAACAAGUUGCAACAGAGAACUCUAGUCAAGAUUCUCUACGAAACGAUCAUGUUGUGUCAGACCAAAGCUUAAACUGUGAUGAGUAUAGAACUCACAUAAGUGAGCUGAGUGGAGUUGCCCCCCCUGAGCAAUAUAAGUGCCCAAUAUCCUCAAGGUUGAUGUAUGAUCCUGUUAUCAUUGAUUCAGGAGUAACAUAUGAAAGGAUGUGGAUAAAAAAGUGGUUUGAUGAGGGUAAUGACAUAUGCCCCCAAACCAGAAAGAAACUAGUACAUAUGGAAUUAACUCCAAACAUGGCCAUGAAGGAGUUAAUAUCAAAGUGGUGCAGAAAAAUUGGAGUCUCUAUUCCAGAUCCUAGUAGCCGUGCAGAAGAUAUUCGCUCAUGGGACGCUUCAAGCACUUCCAUUAACAGUUUAGGAAGUUAUUUCAAUGAUUUCAACUAUCCAGUGGAUCUUAGUAACAUGUCAAUUGGGUCACUUGAUACUAGUUUUAGUUCAGAUGCCUCGCAUGGUAAGACCACCCGUGCUUCUAUGUUGAUCAAGACCAGUAACAAUUCUGAAAAACAUCAACUUCGUACAGAGAUGCACGAUACUGAUUUGAUGCUCUUGCCUCAACUCCAUGAUCUUCAAUGGGAUUCUCAAUGCAAGGUCAUUCAGGAUCUGAAAGAUCAUUUGAAAAGUAAUAGCCAAGCUUUUGUGUCGGUAUCAGCAGAGAAUUUCGUUGAGCCACUCCUCAGAUUUCUGAGCAAUGCAUAUGAUCUGCGUGAUGUUAAAGUGCUGAGAGCUGGAACUCAGCUUCUGUUGGAGUUUGUGAACAACUGCAGGCAUGAUUUCUUUUACCCUUUCUGA